GGGCUUUUGGGCAGCCAUGUCCUAUUUCAUGUCUCCACAAACUCAUCAAGGUCUUCUGCCUUCCAGCCAAGGUGGGGCUACUUCUCCGGGCUCAUCCCUUGGCAUCUAUAGUCCUAUAGAGCCAGUGGUGGUGGCCUCUGGUGGACUAGGCCCACUGAGCCAGAAAGCCCAGGCCUGGGGCCCGGCCCUGGCAGUGCCAGAAGCCAGGGGCUGCCCUGGGGGGCCUAGCUGGGAGACACUGCAGCGGAAGGAGUAUGGCCGAUACAACCACAAAUUCCCCCACGCAAGGCAGCCCGAGAGCUUGGGCUGGGAGGACGGCUGCCCCAGAAGCAGAGCUCCCCACCUGGGCGGCCCCAGCUGGCCUGGGCCCCUGCUGCUGUGUGGGCUGUCACCAGGGGUUCUACCGAUGCCCUCUGAGGCAGGGGGGAAGGAGGCGAGCUCCCAGCCUGACAUCUGCAUCCUUACCCUGGCCAUGAUGAUCGCUGGCAUCCCCACCGUGCCUGUCCCAGGCCUGCGGGAAGAGGACCUGAUCCGGGCGGCUCAAGCUUUCAUGAUGGCCCAUCCGGAGCCAGAGGGGGCAAUGGAGGGGGCGCGGUGGGAGCAGGCAUGUGCCCACACAGCCUCUGGGCAAAUGCCCCUAAUGAGAUCCAGGAGAGGCCAGCCUCCUGGCUCCUGCUUGUAGCUGGAUGAAAUAGCACCAGACACAUAGGGUGGCUUCUCUGUAUGGUUUUUGGGCAGAUAGAAUCGGGAGUGCCUGUGCCACGGAUGGGGAUAGGGUGGUUGUUUGAGCCACUCUGGUCAAUACAAGUCUUUCAUCAGGGCCCAGACCCCAGGAAGUUUCUCUAGAUACCACUAAGUCAGGAGACAGGACUUCUCAGAGUAGUUACAGUGAAAAUUACCUGAGGCAGGAGGCCUGGCUUGGAGUGGAGGCCUCUUUUGUAUUGUUUUGGGAUUCGAUCAAGAUUUCUUUUUUUUUAAUUUUUUAAAUUUUUUUAAUUAAUUAAUUAAUUUAUUCAACAGAGAUAGAGACAGCCAGCGAGACAGGGAACAC
This is a messenger RNA of Ailuropoda melanoleuca (giant panda), 1051 nucleotides long. RefSeq names its product spermatogenesis associated 25 (gene SPATA25). Gene Ontology annotation, biological process: spermatogenesis. Bases 17 to 682 code for a protein of 221 amino acids. The transcript has 2 exons. Lineage: Eukaryota; Metazoa; Chordata; Mammalia; Carnivora; Ursidae. The record is from RefSeq and is a predicted model, not a curated record.